Molecule: messenger RNA, 5038 nt
Organism: Pimephales promelas (fathead minnow)
Lineage: Eukaryota; Metazoa; Chordata; Actinopteri; Cypriniformes; Leuciscidae
Source: RefSeq, a predicted model, not a curated record
UGUACUGAAACUGUAAGUAAGUGCAAAAAAAUGGAUCCUAAAAUCUUUUUUGUAAAAUUUGAAAACAGCGAUGUUAAGGGCACACCUGAAGGUGACCACCAGGAUGAGGGAAAAACACAAAAGAACAGAGGAAGUUGGUGUUUGGUGUUAUUGACAGUGUGUCUUGGGCUCAUUUGUGCUUUUCUACUUGCCUACAUCAUACUGCAGCACACCAAAGGCACAGGAGAGAGAGACCUGGUAAAGAGCUACUCGAACACAGUUAAAGAGUUCAAUCAGACUAUCAACGGCUUAAAGAAGAACAACACUAAAUUAACGAUUGAAAAAGUCCAACUGCAGAACAACUUCAACUCUUUGAGUCAGAAGAAGCUGCAGCUGGAGACCCGAGUCAAUAGCCUCACUGCUGAGAAAAGCCAGUUACAGAGAAGCGUUGACUCUUUGGGUCAGAAGAAACGGGAGCUGGAAACCAGAGUCAACAGCCUCACUGGUGAGAAAAACCAGUUACAGACCAGUUUUAACUCUUUGAGUCAGAAGAAACUGGAGCUGGAGACCAGAGUCAAUAGCCUCACUGCUGAGAAAAGCCAGUUACAGAGAAGCGUUGACUCGUUGGGUCAGAAGAAACUGGAGCUGGAGACCAGAGUCAACAGCCUCACUGGUGAGAAAAAACAGUUACAGACCAGUUUAAACUCUUUGAGUCAGAAGAAACUGGAGCUGGAGACCCGAGUCAAUAGCCUCACUGGUGAGAAAAGCCAGUUACAGAGAAGCGUUGACUCUUUGGGUCAGAAGAAACUGGAGCUGGAGAUCAGAGUCAAUAAUCUCAUUGCUGAAAAAAGCCAGUUGCAGACCAGUUUAAACUCUUCGAGUCAGAAGAACCUGGAGCUGGUGACCAGAGUCAAUAGCCUCACUGCUGAGAAAAGCCAGUUACAGAGAAGCGUUAACUCUUUGGGUCAGAUGAAACUGGCGCUGGAAACCAGAGUCAACAGACUCACUGGUGAGAAAAAACAGUUACAGACCAGUUUAAACUCUUUGGGUCAGAUGAAACUGGCGCUGGAAACCAGAGUCAACAGACUCACUGGUGAGAAAAAACAGUUACAGACCAGUUUAAACUCGUUGAGUCAGAAGAAACUGGAGCUGGAGACCAGAGUCAAUAAUCUCACUGCUGAAAAAAGCCAGUUACAGACCAGUUUAAACUCUUCGAGUCAGAAGAACCUGGAGCUGAUGACCAGAGUCAAUAGCCUCACUGCUGAGAAAAGCCCGUUACAGAGAAGCAUUGACUCUUUGGGUCAGAUGAAACUGGCGCUGGAAACCAGAGUGAACAGCCUCACUGGUGAGAAAAACCAGUUACAGACCAGUUUAAACUCUUUGAGCCAGGUUAAACUGAACCUGGAAACCAGAGUCAAUAGUCUCACUGCUGAAAAAAGCCAGUUACAGAACAGUUUUAACUCUUUGAGCCAGAUUAAACUGAACCUGGAGACCAGAGUCAAUAGUCUCACUGCUGAAAAAAAACAGUUACAGACCAGUUUAAACUCUUUGAGCCAGAUUAAACUGAACCUGGAAACCAGAGUCAAUAGUCUCACUGCUGAAAAAAGCCAGUUACAGACCAGUUUUAACUCUUUGAGCCAGAUUAAACUGAACCUGGAGACCAGAGUCAAUAGUCUCACUGCUGAAAAAAGCCAGUUACAGAACAGCUUUAACUCUUUGAGCCAGAUUAAACUGAACCUGGAGACCAGAGUCAAUAGUCUCACUGCUGAAAAAAACCAGUUACAGAACGGUUUCAACUCUCUGAAUCAGCAGAAACUGGGUUUGGAAGUCAAAGUCAAAUCUCUGACUGAUGAACUACAGAAAGUUAAUGAUAGAGGAAAUCGGUUGGGUUGGUUUUUCAUAACCCCUCCGUUGAACUGGUUUAACAGCAGGCAGUACUGCAGGGAUCGUGGUGGUGAUCUGGUCAUUAUCAAAACUGAAGCGAAGCAGAGGUUCAUAACCUCAAUAGUCAGGGAUAAUGUGUGGAUUGGUUUGAAUGACAUACAGCAGGAGGGCCGUAUGAAAUGGGUGGAUAAUUCACCACUUAGUCAAAGGUUUUGGUACUCACGUGAGCCGAAUAACUUGCGUGAUGAGGAUUGUGUUGAACUGUAUUAUUCAGUUCCUCUCCACAACUGGAAUGAUCUCCAAUGCGCCACCCUCAGAAAAGGGGUCUCACCGGAGUCGACCAGAGCGGUCCCGGACACUGAGGUUGUAGACCAUCGAAGGAGGACAGGCAUAGUGGUGCAGGACUUGGACGGAGGGAUCCUAGAAACAGCGCUCGCCAGUAACCCUCCGCCUACUGACGAGCUCUGGCUUUUACUGGACAGUCUGAGACAAAGUGUCCAGCGGCAGCACAACCACAGAUCAUCUGUGAAGACACAUUGUACUGAAACUGUAAGUAAGUGCAAAAAAAUGGAUCCUAAAAUCUUUUUUGUAAAAUUUGAAAACAGCGAUGUUAAGGGCACACCUGAAGGUGACCACCAGGAUGAGGGAAAAACACAAAAGAACAGAGGAAGUUGGUGUUUGGUGUUAUUGACAGUGUGUCUUGGGCUCAUUUGUGCUUUUCUACUUGCCUACAUCAUACUGCAGCACAUCAAAGGCACAGGAGAGAGAGACCUGGUAAAGAGCUACUCGAACACAGUUAAAGAGUUCAAUCAGACUAUCAACGGCUUAAAGAAGAACAACACUAAAUUAACGAUUGAAAAAGUCCAACUGCAGAACAACUUCAACUCUUUGAGUCAGAAGAAACUGCAGCUGGAGACCCGAGUCAAUAGCCUCACUGCUGAGAAAAGCCAGUUACAGAAAAGCGUUGACUCUUUGGGUCAGAAGAAACGGGAGCUGGAAACCAGAGUCAACAGCCUCACUGGUGAGAAAAACCAGUUACAGACCAGUUUUAACUCUUUGAGUCAGAAGAAACUGGAGCUGGAGACCAGAGUCAAUAGCCUCACUGCUGAGAAAAGCCAGUUACAGAGAAGCGUUGACUCCUUGGGUCAGAAGAAACUGGAACUGGAGACCAGAGUCAACAGCCUCACUGGUGAGAAAAACCAGUUACAGACCAGUUUAAACUCUUUGAGUCAGAAGAAACUGGAGCUGGAGACCCGAGUCAAUAGUCUCACUGCUGAGAAAAGCCAGUUACAGAGAAGCGUUGACUCUUUGGGUCAGAAGAAACUGGAGCUGGAGAUCAGAGUCAAUAAUCUCAUUGCUGAAAAAAGCCAGUUGCAGACCAGUUUAAACUCUUCGAGUCAGAAGAACCUGGAGCUGGUGACCAGAGUCAAUAGCCUCACUGCUGAGAAAAGCCAGUUACAGAGAAGCGUUAACUCUUUGGGUCAGAUGAAACUGGCGCUGGAAACCAGAGUCAACAGCCUCACUGGUGAGAAAAAACAGUUACAGACCAGUUUAAAAUCUUUGGGUCAGAUGAAACUGGCGCUGGAAACCAGAGUCAACAGACUCACUGGUGAGAAAAAACAGUUACAGACCAGUUUAAACUCUUUGAGUCAGAAGAAACUGGAGCUGGAGACCAGAGUCAAUAAUCUCACUGCUGAAAAAAGCCAGUUACAGACCAGUUUAAACUCUUCGAGUCAGAAGAACCUGGAGCUGAUGACCAGAGUCAAUAGCCUCACUGCUGAGAAAAGCCAGUUACAGAGAAGCAUUGACUCUUUGGGUCAGAUGAAACUGGCGCUGGAAACCAGAGUGAACAGCCUCACUGGUGAGAAAAACCAGUUACAGACCAGUUUAAACUCUUUGAGCCAGAUUAAACUGAACCUGGAAACCAGAGUCAAUAGUCUCACUGCUGAAAAAAGCCAGUUACAGACCAGUUUAAACUCUUCGAGUCAGAAGAACCUGGAGCUGAUGACCAGAGUCAAUAGCCUCACUGCUGAGAAAAGCCAGUUACAGAGAAGCAUUGACUCUUUGGGUCAGAUGAAACUGGCGCUGGAAACCAGAGUCAACAGCCUCACUGGUGAGAAAAACCAGUUACAGACCAGUUUAAACUCUUUGAGCCAGAUUAAACUGAACCUGGAAACCAGAGUCAAUAGUCUCACUGCUGAAAAAAGCCAGUUACAGAACAGUUUUAAAACUUUGAGCCAGAUUAAACUGAACCUGGAGACCAGAGUCAAUAGUCUCACUGCUGAAAAAAACCAGUUACAGAACAGUUUCAACUCUCUGAAUCAGCAGAAACUGGGUUUGGAAGUCAACGUCAAAUCUCUGACUGAUGAACUACAGAAAGUUAAUGAUAGAGGAAAUCGGUUGGGUUGGUUUUUCAUAACCCCUCCGUUGAACUGGUUUAACAGCAGGCAGUACUGCAGGGAUCGUGGUGGUGAUCUGGUCAUUAUCAAAACUGAAGCGAAGCAGAGGUUCAUAACCUCAAUAGUCAGGGAUAAUGUGUGGAUUGGUUUGAAUGACAUACAGCAGGAGGGCAAAAUGAAAUGGGUGGAUAAUUCACCACUUAGUCAAAGGUUUUGGUACUCACGUGAGCCGAAUAACUUGCGUGAUGAGGAUUGUGUUGAACUGUAUUAUUCAGUUCCUCUCCACAACUGGAAUGAUCUCCAAUGCGCCACCCUCAGAAAAGGGGUCUGUGAGAAAUAGGGUUCAUCCUGGUUUGUGCUUUUGUUUGUUUUAUUUUAUGGAAUCAUUCAUACUGUGUUCCCAUUGAGAUUCCUGCCUUUUAAAACAGCCUGCUACUUUCAUUUGAGAUGCACUGCUUUCAUGAUAUCAAUUUUGUUUUAUAAUUUUUCUGUAAUGUACAAAAUAAAGAAUGCAAAGUCAUUAUUUUAUCAUUGCUUUAUUAAACUCACAACAUUCUGUUUCUCAUGGGGUGAAUUAUUAAUUACUUCGUAAUUACUCAGUAGUUACAUUCAAAUCAAGACUCAAAACACAUCUUUUUAGCUUUUAUAUUUUAUUCUAAACUGUUUUAAUUCUUCUUAUUUGUUUUGAUUAUUUUAGUUUCUUCUAUGUAAACCACUCUGAAUUACCAUUGUGUAUGAAAUGUGCUAUAUAAAUAAACUUGUCUUGUCUACUUAUU